Oikopleura dioica is the source of this 591-nucleotide messenger RNA. NCBI's taxonomy places the organism in Eukaryota, Metazoa, Chordata, Appendicularia, Copelata, Oikopleuridae. The record is from the annotation of a GenBank genome assembly.
AUGGGCGGCGAAAGAACUUAUGAUAUUUACUCGCGACUACUGAAAGACAGAAUUAUUUGCGUUUUUGGUCAGGUUCACGACCAGUUGGCAGCCGCCGUCGUCGCCCAGCUUUUAUUCUUGGCCUCAGACAAGCCCGACCAGCCCAUUAAAAUGUACAUUAAUUCGCCGGGCGGAGUAGUUACGGCCGGAAUGGCGAUUUACGAUUGUAUGCAACUAAUUCCUUGUCCAGUGGAAACUUGGUGUUUGGGCAACGCCGCUUCCAUGGGAUCCCUGCUUUUGACAGCUGGCUCGCCGGGUUGCCGAUAUGCACUGCCAAACGCACAGAUUAUGAUUCAUCAGCCGCUUGGUGGCGCGCAAGGACAAGCUACUGAUAUUCUUAUUGCUGCAAAAAAUAUCGACAGAACGAAGAAGACCCUGACACAGACCUAUGUAACCCACAACGCGAAGGGAAAAACAUAUGAAGAGUUUUUCAAUGCCAUGGAAAGAGAUAAUUUCAUGACAGCCCAGGAAGCCCUCGACUUUGGCAUUAUCGACAAAAUCCCAGAAAUGACCGUUCCCAAGCCCAGACCAGAAUUCCUCGAGGAAGAAUAA